Messenger RNA from Nothobranchius furzeri (turquoise killifish), 1964 nucleotides. RefSeq names its product ubiquitin specific peptidase 12a (gene usp12a). The record is from RefSeq and is a predicted model, not a curated record. Lineage: Eukaryota; Metazoa; Chordata; Actinopteri; Cyprinodontiformes; Nothobranchiidae. Gene Ontology annotation, cellular component: nucleus; cytosol. Gene Ontology annotation, molecular function: cysteine-type deubiquitinase activity. Gene Ontology annotation, biological process: protein deubiquitination.
ACGGCGGAAGAAGCAGGCAGGGAAUGCUCUUGUAUUUUCGGAGCGGCAGCGGCUGAGCCGCAGUAGCCUACCCGUCCUCACGAGGGGAAGCAGCCCAGUUCUGUCAGCGCGCGGCUGUGUUGUGGAAGAUGGCGUUAGCCGAAUGGAAAUCCUAAUGACAGUCUCCAAAUUUGCCUCUUUUUGUACCAUGGGCGCCAAUGCCUCUGCUCUGGAGAAAGAGAUUGGAUCUGAGCAGUUUCCGGUUAACGAACACUACUUUGGCCUGGUCAAUUUUGGGAACACCUGCUACUGCAACUCAGUGCUACAGGCUCUGUACUUCUGCCGGCCGUUCCGGGAGAAGAUCCUGGCGUACCGCAGCCAGCCGCGGCGAAAGGAGAACCUGCUCACCUGCCUGGCCGACCUUUUCCACAGCAUCGCCAACCAGAAAAGGAAAGUGGGCGUCAUACCACCCAAGAAGUUCAUCACACGGCUGCGCAAGGAGAACGAGCUGUUUGACAACUACAUGCAGCAGGAUGCCCACGAGUUCUUGAACUACCUGCUCAACACCAUCGCUGAUCUGCUUCAGGAAGAGAGGAAGCAGGAGAAAACCAACGGCCGCCUUGCCAACGGCACGUUGGACUCCCAGAACAACAACAGCAACGCCACGCCGGCUCCCACCUGGGUCCACGAGAUCUUCCAAGGCACUCUGACCAACGAGACGCGCUGUCUCACCUGUGAAACGAUUAGCAGCAAAGAUGAAGACUUUCUGGACCUUUCUGUGGACGUGGAACAGAAUACCUCCAUCACACACUGCCUCCGAGGUUUCAGUAACACGGAGACGCUGUGCAGCGAGUACAAAUACUACUGUGAGGAAUGUAGAAGCAAGCAGGAGGCACACAAGAGGAUGCGAGUAAAAAAGCUGCCGAUGAUCCUGGCUCUGCACCUGAAGCGCUUUAAGUACAUGGAGCAGCUGCAGCGAUACACCAAGCUGUCUUAUCGCGUCGUCUUCCCCCUGGAGCUCCGCCUCUUCAACACCUCCGGGGACGCCACCAAUCCUGAGAGGUUAUACGACCUGGUCGCUGUGGUGGUGCAUUGUGGGAGUGGUCCAAACAGGGGUCAUUAUAUCGCCAUCGUGAAAAGUCACGACUUCUGGUUACUCUUUGAUGAUGACAUCGUGGAGAAAAUUGACGCUCAGGCCAUAGAGGAAUUUUAUGGCCUCACUUCCGAAAUCUCCAAAAACUCCGAGUCGGGCUACAUCCUGUUUUACCAGUCCAGAGACUAAACGUGGGCCCGAGUGCGUUGCUGCUCCCGCUUCUGCUGUGAGGGCAGCGGACUGUGAAACACCACCGCUGUAACUCACACCUGUGCUUUUCACGGACUCGGCACUGAAGCUCAGCUCUGGAUGUUCUCUCUAAUUACUAGCUGAACCCCAACGGCCUCCAUUUCCUUAUUGUCCUGUCAUCCGCUGCCACUACUUCUGCUGCUGCUGCGAGGACAGGUAAUGAAACUGAUAGUUAAAAAAAAAGACUGAGGGUUGUACAGAUGUUGAUUGCUUGUAUGAGUGGUGUUCUAGUUUUUGCCUUGGGUGUGGGGUGAAUGGGUAUUUAAUUCACAUUAUGUAAUACUGGCCUGGAACUUCACGUCCCACAAUGUUAUUCUAUACUGUGACGGAGCUUUGGUCAUGGAUGUAAAGGACGACGGGCGGAUCGGAGGCGGAGGUGGGGGGGUGUCCCACUUCUAGGACACCUUGUCCCUGGUUGUGUAUUUCUACAGUGUACAGAAUGGUAUUUGUAUAAAUAUUACAGGAUAAUAUUAUCAUUGGACAGAUGUUAGACCUUGAGAAGAUGUAUUAACACUAUGGUGCACUUUUGAUACCGUUUUGUAGGUGUUGACGAGCUUAAUGUGAGGGGUUGCUUGAAAAGGCCUGUUGUGAAACGAUCAUUUUCUGUUUUAAAGAAAAAAAUAAUAAAACCGUAAGAUUCAGA